This is a messenger RNA of Xyrauchen texanus (razorback sucker), 4026 nucleotides long. Its product is annotated as protein phosphatase 1 regulatory subunit 15A-like. Gene Ontology annotation, cellular component: protein phosphatase type 1 complex; endoplasmic reticulum. Lineage: Eukaryota; Metazoa; Chordata; Actinopteri; Cypriniformes; Catostomidae. Gene Ontology annotation, molecular function: protein phosphatase regulator activity. Gene Ontology annotation, biological process: response to endoplasmic reticulum stress. The coding region runs from base 160 to 1338 and encodes 392 amino acids. The transcript is spliced from 3 exons. The record is from RefSeq and is a predicted model, not a curated record.
GAAUGCAAUACAUGAAAUAUACACCGAGCGAGAGAUGUUUAUGAACAGAGCGAAAAUGGAGUACAUGUUUUAUUCGAAAUCGUUUUUGUAUAACUCAAAGUGUGUUUUUGAGAACGUUAGUAAACUGAACAUUGGAGAACCAAAUCUUCACUGGAGCGAAUGUCAAGCGACAGGCUGACCAAAACCAGAAAGAGUAUGAUUAUGGCACCAUUCAUCCUUUGUCCACCACACCCACUGUCCCAUCAGUGUCAUCUACCUCAGGCAGCUUUAUACAAGCAAUCUAAGAUGAGUCCAGAGUUGUCAUCUAGUACGCAGAGAACGUAUGAAGAUCUACAUCUUAAUCCGUAUUGCAGAAUGUCUAUCUACUCCAUGCUACUGAAUAUCAGACUCCAUCUGUGGCAGGUCAUCCUGAAAGUUGUGAAGUGCUGUAUGUGUGUGAAAGAGCUUUUUAGCUUCAAGAUGUUUUUCUUCACUUGUGUGGGAAAAAACAUGGCCAUGACAGGUGACUUGAAGAUGAGUGGUGUGGAGGCCCAGGAGAGGCCUGUUUGGGAAUUAAGGAUUGAAAGCAUGAGUUUGGUCAACAUUGAAAAGGAGAUAAAUGAUCCAGAGAUGAAGGCCAUAAUGGGGCUAGAUGAUGAAGAAUUGAUCUGGCCUAUUGAAAAGCAAGAAUUGUCUGUGAAUGAUUCUGUUAAAGAGGAGGAUGAUGAAGGUCCCAGCCUCUCAGAAUGGCUGGAAUGGGAGUCUGAAGAUGAAAUUGAAGAAAGUGAUGACAAUGUUGAUGAGGAAAAUGAAAAGCAUCCUCCACAAGAUGAGUACUUUGAGUCAGAGCGUAAUGAGGAUGUGGAUUCUGAAUGGUCAGAUGAUGAUGAUGAUGAUGAUGAUGAUGAAGGUGAUUCAGAGGCAUCAGCAGAGAGCCUUGAGCUCUGGGAAUCCUUCCUCAACAGCAGUGACCCCUAUAAUCCUCUGAGCUUCUCCUCCGCCACUGGAUCUAGAACAAACUUCACAAGCACAACUGAAAACCAGCUAAUCCUGCGCUCACAAAUCAAACAAGUUAAGCAUACAACAUCAAAGGCAGCAGAGGAGCAUUAUCCAAAACCAAGCACAAAGGAGGGUGUGAAGAAGGUAUGUUUCAGUGAUGAGGUUACUGUACAUCCCCUGGUGGCUUGGCGUUUCGCUAGCAGGGCAGCACGGGAUGGUUCCUGUUGGCUGCAAAUGGCCAGAGACAGGGAGCGUUUUAAAAGAAGAGUGGAGAAUAUUGAGAAGGUCAUUAAGCUCUGCCUGUCACCUGAACACAGAGCCUGUGUUUGGAAGAGACUUCAGAGAGAAACUUUGUCAUAAUACUCAUCUUGAUUUAUUAUUAAAAUAUAAAGUGAUGCAGCAGUCUAGAUGUUUGGAAUGGUGUCAUAUGUGGUUCUUUUAAUCUCGGAAAACGGAAUGUUUGUUUUUUUUUACUGUGUAAUUUAUAACUUUACAAUAUUGUGAUGGAUGUUUUAUGUGAGUUAAAUUUUUUUGUAUUGCACUUGUAAACUUUAUUUUAUUGUACUACAAAACACUGUGAAACUGUUUAUGUGGCAAAUUAUGACAUAUUAAUCUUCCACAAUUUAUCCUGUUUUGUUAAAUUUUUUUCAAUGGUAAAAUAUGUUUUAUGUACAAUUAAACAUAUUGUAACACUAAAAUAUGUAGGUAUGCUAUAAAGCUGACAUCACUUAAAAGGACAGGUACAAGAAGUAAAAUAACAGUUAAAGCCCCACAGUUGAAUGUAUAGUUUUAUUUAGUAUAAGUGGUCUAGGAAUAGGUUCUUAUGAAAAGUAUAUCAGCUGAGCGUUAAAGCAACAAGUAUGUCCAAUUGACAAUUAAAUACAUACUAAUAUGCUAUAAGCAUAUUAACUACUUUUAAUGCAUAACUAUAUUAUAUAAAAUAUAUUUAACUCAACUACACAAAAAUGAAGACAUGCAUCAUUCAAACCCAAUCAUUUAUUUAUUUUUUAUUAAAUAAGGUGUAAAAAUACAAUCAUUAAACUAAUUUGGUUACAAACAGUCAUUGAUCAGUGGUAGUUACAAAAUUAUUAAUCAGUUACAAGUCACAAAAAAUAAAUAGUCUUUGUAUACUUGGUCCUUGUAUUGCAUCUGAGUCUGUGUGGCAAAUACCGAAAACACACACACACACACUAUAGUCAUUACAUAGGCAUACAGUACAUUUUGUGCAUUGCUUGAGAAGAGAGAUUUAGAAGAAUACAAAAUGAAUCCUCUGUAUCUGUUCCUUAGAAAACUACUGCUCUGAAGGCUGGUUAUGUGGCAAAAUUAAAGAUGAAACGGGUAAUAUUCAGGUUCUCUGAAAUACUGAUGCAAUUUUUCAGCAUUGAAAGAAAGCAGCAAAAAGUCAAAAAUACGUAAUAUUUAAGUAUAAAUCUGCAUUGUUUUUUUGUUUGUUUUUUAAAUAUUGCACAUGUAAGGUGUUUUUGGCAUUUCUUCCUUCACUAAGUCCUGUAUAUAGUUUAAAUUUGCUGUACCACAAUGUUGAUCCAUCAAUCUACAAAAAGCCUUUAUGAAUUGUUGCAAAUUUAGAAUGUGAAGCAAUAAAAGGUAGAAUCAAUUGAAAAACAGUCUAUGAGAAAACACACACACACACACACACGUCUGUCUGAAAACAUUUAAAAGAGGAAAGAGUAACUUUUUGGCAAACAUAUAAUUUUCAACGGAGUAUUCCUUAACAUUCAGUUCACCUAACAAUUUUCAUGCAGCGUUGUGUAAAAUGGCAUCUUGCGAUAAUAUAUCUGUCAAAUACUCCAUUUCACAGUACUGCAACAUGGUUCAGAAUAUCUAGUUUAAAAUAUCCAGUUCACGCUGUUAUUGGAAUCAAUAUGUUACAUAUUAACAUCAUACACUUAGUACCAGGUGCAGUUGAGGUGGAAUUAGGUAAUUAGCUUCAAUAAUAACAGUUCAAUAUUUCUUGUUCAAUAUAAUGACAAGAAAAAGUCAUUUUAAAAAGCAUUAUUUAGCUUGAGUUGGCCAUGAUUUAAAGUCAAUUCAUAAUAAAAAUUUUGUUUUUCAUUUAUUUUGGAAGUCAGAGAAAAUGUGCUUUAGGCACCACAGCUUUGUCCACUCGCACCCAAUUCCAGAUUUUUUUAAAAACCUUGAGGAGCUAAUUCUGCUCCAUCUAACACAUAGCCUAAUGUAUUCAGGUUGAUUUAGUGAUGUUAAAUAAUAUGUUUGUUUUGAAUAAUACAUUAAUGUUACAACAUGAUAUUGUUACAAUAUAGGAAACAAAGAGCAAAAUUUGGGAAUUCGGACACAGCUGUAGACCGAAUAAAGGAAAAACAAAAGUCCAUUCUGACAUUUCAGACUAAAAUGGCUUAACAUUUUACACAAUCUGUAAAAAUCUGAUAUCAAGCAGGGGGUUAUAUUCUCUUUGCAGUUCAGACUAGAAACAAAUAAAUGGAUUUGAGUUGAAUAUUCCAAAAAUAAAUGAAAUAAAAAAAUGGAUUGGAUCUUUGCCGCCUGUGUAAGCAAACCCUAAUCCAGAUAAUUUUGAAGAUCCUAUAAACCAAAAAGUGUGUCCAAAAAUAAAUUUAGCUGAUUUAAAAUUUUUGGUAAAGUUGUGCUUUACUUCUGUUGUGUGUCAAUAUUCUGUGUUAAUAUGUAACAACUCCUUUAUGACUGUGCUAAACUUAUUAUAAGUGAAGGUAAAAUUAGAUUUUCAAAAUGUUAAAUGUACAAUAAAAUAUGAGUAUUAAAUGCAGGUUCAACUGCUGGUCUGUGAAAAUUUGUUUAAAAAAAAAAAGCAAAAUAUUUGUAUAGUCCCUUAUUCAGACAGAAACUUACUUGUCUUAUUAAAGUGUGCAUUUUGUGUGCUUCAAAUACUAUUUAAAAGUAUAAAGAUGUCAAAGCAUGAAAUCCUUACUGAAUUCAUUCAACUGCAAAUUCAAAGUUCAUUUUAUGACACAUCUCCACUCAAACACAAAAAAAAUUCACAUGCAAAAACAGGAUUCUCCUUGUGAAUGUCUAGUACAAAGUGCAUUGAGGUGU